UGGGUCUGUGUUAGUUUCCUCCACUUAUUCCCCAUUUGAAAUGACUCCUAUUUCCUCUGAGGGAAGGAGAGGAAGCAGAAGCCACAUGACUACAGAGUAUGGCCAAGACAGGAAUGACAGAGCUUUAGGAAACAACAAAUGUUAGGUUCUUUUCUCAAUUAUAGAAAAGGCCCCAACUGAUCUAGGUACUGGCUUGGCUAUGCAAGGCAUAGCUUUACCUUCACUGCCUUGACCAACUCAGGCCAAAUCAAAACUCCUUCUAGUAAAUACAAGCUGAGCAAUCACUAGUACCAAGGACUGCAAUGCAGUGAUGAGCCUUCAUACAAGUUUCCAUACUCAAAGACCACCUCAUACUCCAGCUGGUUUAAGAUGGUGUAGUCUGGACAUCACUGGCCAAAGCAGAUAAUCUGUAAUACCACUUGUAACCAUGAUCUGGGACAAAUAACUUUGCCUUUCCCUCUGCCUCACUCAAUUCUACUUCUGUGAAAUGGGGACUAUUGCAAUUAUAGCCACCUCAAGGUUGUUUGAGGGUUCCAUUAGAUAACUUACAUAAAAUCUUUUGUACAGUGCCUGGCACAAAGAAAAUAUUAGUUGCUAUUGUUACUGUUAAAUACACACUGUAUGUCACACGUAUAGGGAGACCAUAUCUUAUUCUCCUAAGCUCCCAGCACCCAGGACAGUGGCUAGCACAUAAUGGAUUCUGAACAAAUACGUGGUUAGUAAAUGCAGAAGUGGAAUAACUUAUAUCUGGAUAUAGGAGCAAGCCGGGUCUUUCCAUGUCAAUACAGAACAUCUACUGUGUGCUAGGAGUCACAAAGGGACAUUAACAGUGGAUCUCGUCCUUAGUACCUGAAAGAUGUUUAGAGGACUGGCUUAGUAUAGAUGAGGCGGUGGCUUUGAUCCCUUGCACAGUACAAAAGAAAACAAAACAAAACAAAAUAAUCCAGGAGAGAUGUUUGACAUAACCUGUUGCAAAUGAAUGUAGAAAUAAAAGACCAUGAAGAUUAUCUGCGCCUAAUAGUAUGCCACAAACGCAGGUCCCGAAAGUGGACGAUAGGGGGCGCUGAACCCGUCGAUCUCAGCCCCGCUGUGCAACAAGUCUAGCGACCGAUGCCGCGCAGUGACGUCACGUCCGCUUGCGCGUUCGCGUCUGUAGGGCGGAGCGGAACGGAGUCAAAUUCAAAUACACCAGUUUUGCAGUCUUAAACCUAGGCUGCUAACUCCGACCCGUUCCGAAUUCUAGCAGCGCUCAGGCUACAGGAACGCGGCUGUUCUAGUGGAGGGCUUCGUUCUGCGCCGGGGCCGCUUAACCGCGCGCGACAGGUGCAAGUGCGCAUGCGCGAGGCGGGCGCAGGGUGGAAGUGCGGCUGGCCGGAGGAGCCUUGCUGUUGCCAGGUAUCCCAUGUUUGAAGAUGCCAGCUACUGCAUAUGAAAGAGUAGUUUACAAGAGCCCCUCAGAGUACCACUACAUGAAAGUCUGCUUAGAGUUUCAAGAACAUGGAGUUGGACUGAAUGCAGCCCAAUUCAAACAGCUGCUUGUUUCAGCCCUGAAGGACCUGUUUGGGGAGAUUGGUGCUGCUUUGCCUGUGGACGUCCUAACCUAUGAAGAGAAGACCUUGUCAGCCAUCUUGAGAGUAUGCAGCAGUGGUUUGGCUAAAUUGUGGAGCUCUUUGACCUUGUUCGGAGCCUAUAAAAACAAGAAGUGUGCUUUCAGAGUGAUUCAGGUGUCUCCCUUUCUCCUUGCAUUAUCUGGUAAUAGCAGGGAACAAGUAUUGGAUUAAAUACUCUUACAGUUCCAGAACCCUCUACUC
Messenger RNA from Peromyscus leucopus (white-footed mouse), 1811 nucleotides. It is a transcript of the gene Rpp14, whose product is annotated as ribonuclease P/MRP subunit p14. NCBI's taxonomy places the organism in Eukaryota, Metazoa, Chordata, Mammalia, Rodentia, Cricetidae. Bases 1413 to 1781 code for a protein of 122 amino acids. Gene Ontology annotation, biological process: tRNA 5'-leader removal. The record is from RefSeq and is a predicted model, not a curated record. Gene Ontology annotation, cellular component: ribonuclease P complex. The transcript has 6 exons.